This is a messenger RNA of Oryza sativa Japonica Group (Japanese rice), 1200 nucleotides long. NCBI's taxonomy places the organism in Eukaryota, Viridiplantae, Streptophyta, Magnoliopsida, Poales, Poaceae. The record is from RefSeq and is a predicted model, not a curated record.
CAUUUUUUAACCUUUGCAACCUACAACCUCCUCACAUCUCAACUGAAUUAGUAAUAGUAGAUCUCUCGCCGUCGCCGCCUCCGCCUCCGCCGCCGGAAUCCCCAGCAACAACCCGCCGCCGCGAUGUCUCGCCGGUACGACAGCCGCACGACGAUCUUCUCGCCGGAGGGGCGGCUCUACCAGGUGGAGUACGCGAUGGAGGCGAUCGGGAACGCAGGGUCGGCCCUGGGCGUCCUGGCGGCCGACGGCGUGGUCCUCGUCGGCGAGAAGAAGGUCACCUCCAAGCUCCUCCAGACCUCGCGCUCCGCCGAGAAGAUGUACAAGAUCGACUCCCACCUCGCCUGCGCCGUCGCCGGGAUCAUGUCGGACGCCAACAUCCUCCUCAACACGGCGCGCCUCCACGCCCAGCGCUACGCCCUCUCCUACCAGGAGCCCAUCCCCGUCGAGCAGCUCGUCCAAUCCCUCUGCGACACCAAGCAGGGGUACACCCAGUUCGGCGGCCUCCGCCCCUUCGGCGUCUCCUUCCUCUUCGCCGGCUGGGACAAGCACCAUGGCUUCCAGCUCUACAUGAGCGACCCCUCCGGCAACUACAGCGGCUGGAAGGCCGCCGCCGUCGGGGCCAACAGCCAGGCGGCGCAGUCCAUGCUCAAGCAGGACUACCGCGACGGGAUGACACGGGAGGAGGCCGUCGCCCUCGCCCUCAAGGUGCUUAGCAAGACCAUGGAUUCGACCAGCUUGACCGCCGAGAAGCUGGAGCUCGCCGAGGUGUUCUUGCAGCCCGGCACCGGGGAGGUGCAGUACCAGGUGUGCUCGCCUGAGGCGAUGGGGAAGCUGCUCGCCAAGGCCGGCCUCUCGCAGCCGGCGCCUGAGGCUUGAUCUACUGAGAUGGUUUGCUUCUUGUUCUCGCAAUUCGGUUGGUGUUUAAUCCAUGUGAUGGUAAACAGUUGAUGAAUUUAGUAUAAAUUUUCUUUUAAGAGUUGCCAUCAGCUAUGGUUUGAAAUCAAUCCAGAUUGUUGUGUGUUAUCGUCCUAUUUCUUAUCAGCAAGAACCCUUCUUAGUGAUUAUAUGGUUAUAUUGAGUAUAUUUAUAGAGCCCAAAUACCUUGGACAUAUCCAAUUCAGUAUGCAGCUUUUGACAGAAACACAAAUGGCUAAUCUUUGUGUAUUGGGAUAUGGUGUAUUUCUCUAUCCCUAGAAUUUA